Messenger RNA from Diabrotica virgifera virgifera (western corn rootworm), 8119 nucleotides. RefSeq names its product HEAT repeat-containing protein 5B. The record is from RefSeq and is a predicted model, not a curated record. Gene Ontology annotation, biological process: retrograde transport, endosome to Golgi; endocytosis; intracellular protein localization. Lineage: Eukaryota; Metazoa; Arthropoda; Insecta; Coleoptera; Chrysomelidae. Bases 424 to 6543 code for a protein of 2039 amino acids. Gene Ontology annotation, cellular component: Golgi apparatus; endocytic vesicle; membrane. The transcript is spliced from 16 exons.
AACAGAACUGUCAGAAGUGAUGUGACUGUGAAUGUUAUUGUGAAUUGUGACUCAAACAGACUCAAAGCCAAAUGAUACAAUGUGAUUAAAAUUAAAAGGGUUUCGAGUUUUAAAGCAGAUCAAUUUAGAAUAAUAAUUUUAAUUUCUUAUAAAGUAACGCGGGCAAGUAUUCAGCUCAUAUUUUAAAGACCUACACAUUUUGUUUAAUAUCAACCAAUACAAAAACUUUAAUUAGAAAUUUAUAUUUCCUUAAAUAACAUGUAUUAAUGUGGCACAUUCUUGCUAAUUCGUAAUUUCGUUAAUAUAUAAUGACUAGAUUCAACUGGAAUACAUAGGUAUAUACACCUUAUUGAGGUCACAUAACCAAAAAAAAGCUGGUCUCAUUGGACAGCAAACAUUCUAAAUUUGCAGCACUUCAGAAAUAUGGAAUUGUCUCAUAGUUUAACUUUAAACGAAGAAGCCCUAGCACAAAUUAGCGAGGCAAGAAGACCUGUUUUUAUAUUUGAAUGGCUUAGAUUUUUAGAUAAAGUUCUUACUGCUGCUCAAAAAAGUGAUAUAAAAGGAUGCCAGAAACAAUUGGUGCAGCAGUUGAUGAAUCAUAUACAAGAAUCACCAGGCCCUCCAACAAGGAAACUAAUUGCAAGAUGUCUCGCAACCUUAUUUUCAGUUGGGGAUACCUUUUUAUUAUUUGAUACUGUAAACAAAUGUAAUGAUAUUCUCAAAAAUAAGGAUGAUUCUCCUAGCUUCUUGCCUUCAAAAUUAGCUGCAAUUUGCUGUGUAGGUACCAUGUAUCAAAAAUUAGGAAGAAUGAUGGGGAGAUCAUACGAAGAAACAGUUCAAAUUUUGAUAAGAUCUUUACGAAAUGCUGAAUCACAAACAAGAAUUGAAAUCAUGCUAACUUUGGAGAAAGUUUGUGCCGGAAUGGGAAUUGCUAUAAGUAAUGUUCACAAAGAUAUUUAUAAAGCAGCUAGACAUUGUCUUAUAGACAGGGUGAUGGCUGUAAGAUGUGCUGCUAGUAGAUGUCUUCUGGAAAUGCUAAACCAUGCUCCAUUUUUAUAUACAACUGAAUUGGAAAGUCUAGCCACUUUAUGCUUUAGAGCUUUUGAUGGUUCAAAUUAUAUAGUAAGAUGCACUGUUGCAAAACUAUUAGGAGCAUUGAUUGCUAUGACCCAAAAACAAACAAAGACAGGCAAAGGUCAGCAGCAACCUCAAAAAGGACUCAAACUGGUAUCUUUAGAUGAAGCUUUAGGAGUUUUUAUGUCUGGAUUUCUUAGAGGUGGAGUAGGAUUUCUCAAAGGAACUGGAGAAAUUAUCAAAGGUAGUUCUGGAGUUAACAGAGAAGUCCGAGUUGGAGUAACUCAUGGCUAUGUAACAUUUGUCCAAAUUUUGGGUGGUAAAUGGUUAGAAAAAAAUAUGAAAAGUUUCCUGAUCCAUAUUUUAUCUUUAGCAGCAAACCCAAAAGCUGCUUCAUCGCAUGUAGAUGCAGUUUAUUCUAGAAAAUGUAUCAACUUUAUUUUAAGAAGCGUUUUUGGCAAAAUGUUGGGCGAAAGAGCACAAGCAUUAGCAUGUAAAGAAAUUGCACAAAUUAUUAUUAAGGAAAUGAACUCAAUAGAUUUUAAUCCAGAAAAUGCCAAGGAUGUUAAUCAAGAAACGCUCUUCAGCCAGCAUUUAUUAGUUUGUGCUCUUCAAGAAAUUGGUAUAUUAAUUUCUAGUUUGGGAACAACCGCACAUGAUCUGAUAACUGAUCAAUCACUGAAUCUAAUAGAUGUAACAAUUGGUGUUUUAAUCCACCCUUGUCAAGCUGCUCGACUAGCUGCUGCUUGGUGUCUCAGAUGUAUUUGUAUUGCAGUACCUAGCCAAAUUUCACCGCUGAUAGAUCGUUGUGUGAAUAGCAUUGAACAGUUUAGGACGUCACCCGAAGCUAUUGCAGGUUACAGUUCAGCUUUAGCUGCUGUAUUAGGAGGAGUUAAGCUUUCACCUCUCGGUGUGCCUCAUAUGAAAGGCAAAAUAAUAUUUAAUACUGCUGAAGAAUUAUUACGAAGCGCCAGUCAGAAUAGUAGACUUUCUCUGAAUAGAACACAAGCUGGGUGGUUACUAAUAGGCGCUAUAAUGACAUUAGGAAUUCCAGUUGUCAAAGGGUUGUUGCCCAGGAUGUUACUCUUAUGGAGAAAUUCUUUCCCUAGAUCUGCAAAGGAGUUAGAAUCGGAAAAGGCUCGAGGGGAUGUUUUUACCUGGCAAGUUACUCUUGAAGGAAGAGCGGGAGCGCUAUCAGCAAUGCAGAGUUUUCUUCAGAAUUGUCCAGAAUUAAUUACUGAUGAUACAACAAGACGAUUACUAGCUCCGAUAGAAUCUGCUUUAGCUAUGCUUACUAACAUUUCCGGUAUUUUAAAAACAUACGGACAACAUCUAAAAGCACCCGCUGCUAUGGUUAGACUUAGACUAUGUGAGACAUUACUGCUUCUUCAUCCACAGUGCUAUGAAAAUUCGUACACCCAUCUUCUGCGAAUGUUGGUCGCGGAAUUUACUUUGACUGAGAACCCAGCGAAUACAACAACAUCUCAACUGCGGACUGUCUGUCUCGCUAAUGACUCAGUUAUACUUGGAACUUAUUUGCAAGAAACUGAUCACAGGACUAUAGAAGAUCAGAUGGAACCUAAUCGAAGAACUGAUGGUGAACAUCUUCAACCGAAUAGCGCUGCUGGAUCAGGAGCAUUGGAACAUGAUCCCUGCUGUCUUUAUCGCCAAAUUAAUUCAGGUCAAGAAAUUCCUGGUCCUCUUCCUUUGGGAGUGGCGGUCAUAGAUAUAUCAGUUUUGUUGUUUGGUCAGAUCUUCUCUAGAGUAACUAACAAACACAGAGUUCAAAUGUUAGACCAUUUUACAGAAUGCAUCAAGCAUGUGCGAAGUACGAGACAAGAAGCAGUACAGAUGAAUGUAUUUACUGCACUUUUAAGUGGUUUGAAGGGAUUGGCAGAAACUAAAGUUAAUAUAAAUCAAGAUGAUGUAAAGAAAUCAGCUGUCAACCUUAUCAUAGGUGCCCUGACUUCUUCAAAUCCAAUACUCAGAUAUGCAGCAGGUGAAGCAGUCGGAAGGAUUGCACAGGUCGUAUCUGAUUCUAAAUUUACAGCUGAGCUUGCUCAGACUAGCUUUGAUAGGUUGAAAUCUGCUAGAGAUGUAGCUAGUCGUACGGGUCAUUCGCUAGCUUUAGGUUGUCUACAUAAAUAUGUCGGCGGAAUGGGAUCUAGUCAACAUCUAAAUACAAGCGUUUCAAUUCUCUUAGCGCUUGCUCAAGAUCAAACGUCGCCUAUAGUUCAAGUGUGGUCUCUUCAUGCGUUGGCAUUGAUAGUAGAUUCAGGAGGACCUAUGUUUAGAGGAUACGUCGAACCAAGUUUAUCUCUUCUCCUGAAAUUACUACUAACUGUUCCACAAUCAUACAUUGACGUACAUCAAUGCAUUGGAAAAGUACUAUCUGCACUUAUCACAACUGUUGGCCCUGAACUACAAGGAAAUAUUUCAAGUGUUUGCACAGCUCGUUCUUCCUUCUUAGGCGCAUGUGCUGUGAUGCAAGAUCAUUACGAUCCUCUAGUACAAGCAGAAGCGACAGGAUGUCUUCAGCAGCUGCAUCUGUUUGCCCCAAAACAUGUUAAUUUAUCUUCACUCGUACCAACUUUAUGUAGAACAUUAUCAAGCAAUCAUCUCUUGCUAAGAAAAGCAGCUAUAUCCUGUCUACGACAGUUAGUUCAAAGAGAAGCCAAGGAAGUUUGUGAGCAUGCUUUGAAUUUGGCUAAUGAAAGUAGAGAUAAUAAUAAAGUGGAAGGUCUGUUAAUAACGGAGUCAGGACUACCGGGAGUAUUUUUUAGUAUGCUUGAUACUGAAACAGAUCUUGCUCUUAUAAAAGAUAUUCAUGACACCAUCAUUAGUAUGCUGCAGGUUCUCGCUGCAAGUAAUCUCUCUCAAUGGUUAGGCUUAUGCAAAGAUGUUUUAACAAUUAGUACUGAUACUAAUGACGAUCGUUCAAAUAUUUUAAACGUAGAUGUUGAAGAAAUCUUUGAAGCUGAUGACCAAGUCGAAUUUCAUGCAGAAGAAGAUCCAUCUCAUCCCACGAUUCAACCAAGAUGGCCAACUAGAGUGUUUGCAGCGGAGUGUGUUCGAAAGAUCAUUGCUGUUUGUGAGUCGAAUAAGACUGAUCACUUUGACCUUCUAAAGGCUAAAGAAUUACAACUCAAACAAGGAAGAAAUGAUUUCCUUUGCUUGCAUUUAUCUGAUCUUAUUAGAAUGGCAUUUAUUGCGGCUACUAGUGAUUCCGAUCCAUUGCGUUUGCAAGGAUUAAAAACAAUGCAAGAUAUUAUAGAGAAAUUUGCCAAAGUUCCGGAACCAGAAUUUCCAGGACAUCUGCUUCUCGAACAAUAUCAGGCUCAAGUAGGAGCCGCCUUAAGACCUGCAUUUUUACCAGAUACGUCAUCUUUAGUUACAGCUGCUGCUUGUGAAGUUUGUUCAACUUGGAUUGGGUCAAAUGUUGCUAGAGAUCUUAACGAUUUGAAAAGAGUUCAUCAAUUACUUGUGUCUUCCCUUACCAAAUUUAGGAACAAGAAUAACUCUAGUCAGUUAUACAACGAAAGUCUAGCCACUCUUGAAAAGUUAUCUAUAUUAAAAGCUUGGGCCGAAGUAUAUAUUGUUGCUAUGAAAGGAAGUGACGCUGUUUCUAGUUUUACUGUAACAAUAGCAUCAACAAAUGAUAAUGAUAACAAUGAAUUUACAAACUAUGAAAGCCAAGGAGAAAGUUUGUUGACCCUGGUACAACCUGAGUUGGUGAGUUUGUCACAAUACUGGUUAUUAGCACUGAAAGACUAUGCCUUGCUUUCAUUACCAAGUGAAUUUUCUAGUCAAUUGCCACAUGAUGGUGGUGCUUUUUAUACUAACGAAACAAUGGACCUGUCAAGAACCUACUAUACAUCUUUCUGGUCUCCUAUCCUUCAUGCUGCUGCACUAUGGCUAAACUCCGGAACUUUUAAAUCGAACCAAGAUACGAAUGGUAAUGUUAAGAAUAAUAAAAUCAACGACGACCCAGAUAGAUUUCAUUUAUUGUUUGGAAUAUGCAUGGAAGCACUUUGUAGUCCACGUUCUAUAGAACCAUUAGAAAGUAUAAAAACUUGUCUACACGCAUUAUAUACGUUACUCGAUAAGGAAUAUACUAGAAAAUUACUCGUAUCUGAUUCAUUUUUAGGUAUUGAAUUAUGUAAUGUCCUCCAUCGACUUAUUUUAACUAGAGACAAUCACACUUGUCAAUUAUUAUGUUUAGAAGUAUUGCAACAAGUUAUAAGGGCUGCACAGGAAAGCAUUGAUAAACAAAAGGAGAACAAAUUAAACGAAAUGAAAAAUACAACAAAUGCAAAUAUUUUGGGAGAAGGAGGAGAAUUAGGAGAUCUGAUCCCUGGAAAGUCAUUGGUGGUAUCCAUUUUAGAAGUCUGUCUGUGUCUAUUAAUCCGACUCUUACCUACAAUAAGUCCAUCUGAGAAUACCGCAGUUAUCAAUUCUCUCAAGAUAACAUCAACUUUUGAAAAGAGUAACCAAUUAAUAGCAGCCUCAAUUAGAUGUUUAGAAAAACUUCAUUAUUUGUGUUCCCCAAAAGGUGCUUUGUCUAUUCUGCCUACAAUUUUGUAUCUGGUAACAGGAGUUAUAAAAGAAAUGGCAACAAAGCACGUAGCCGAUAGUACAGUUUUAGCAAAUAAUUCGUGUAUUCAAGCGGCUUUGAAAUGUUUAAAAAUAUUAGCCACAGAUAACUAUUGUAAUAAUCCAGAAACUGCUAACAAUUGGCAAAAAUUACUUCAGAGUGCUCUAGCGAAAAUAAUCGACCUAGCAAAGACAAGAAGUGAUGAUAAUAAAUUAGAUGAAGUCACAAUGAUGUUAGCGAUAGCAGUUUUUGUAUUGAACGCUCCCUAUAAAGUAGUUACCGUACCCAAUAUUCAGUAUCCUUGUAUCAACCACUUCAGGCAGGGCUUCGAGAGUUCAGAUUCUAUAGUAAAAUUAAAAUGCGUAAGAACUUUAAAAUCUAUUUUUGCACAUCAUAAUCCAUUGAUAUCUGUUCCUUACAUUCACACAUUGGCCCCACAUUUAGUGGAGUUUUUAUAUUCGGAAGCUGCCAAAAAACCUCAUUCUGAUGGUGAGCUCUUAGUCACUGUCGAGACCAUUACCACGAUAGAAUCUCUCAUCGAAUUAGCAGAACCUGGAAAACGUCUACAAAUGUUGACGUUGUUGGUACCGGCCUUAGUAAGCUACCUUUCUCCUGGUUCUACCAUAAAGAAUAAACAUACUUCUUCACUGCAUGAUGUUAGUUUGCAAUGGUUAAUGAAAAUAGGACCAAAAUACCCACAGGAAUUCAAGCGAAUGAUGUUGCAUUCUAAGGAUCUUCGAAUAAAACUGGAAAAUGCCAUACGAAAUCAGCAGACUCAGAAAUGCAGAAUUAAAAAUGACAUUAAUAUUAACCAACAAGUAACUAGUACUACUCCAACGAUAAAAUUAAAAACAGAUUUUAGUAAUUUUUCGUAAAUAAUUUUGUGAUUAGGAAAUCUUUAAUCUUAGCUUUAUGUAUACCACGAAGUAAUUGUAAUAAUAUUAUUUUAUUUUAAUUUUCGAUUAUUUGUUAAUAAUUAUUCUCUCUAUACAUUAUAUAAUAUUAUAUAUAUAUAUAUAUAUAUAUAUAUAUAUAUAUAUAUAUAUAUAUAUAUAUAUAUAUAUAUGUAUAUGUAUAUAUAUAUUAUAUAAUAUAAUUAUGACGUAUUUAAAUUUUUAAUGAUUUCAUUUAACUUGCUACUAAUUGACAACAUUAAUCGUGUAAUUCUUCUUCUCCUUGCUUUUUUGUAGACACUUUUUCUAUUUUUCGAUGUGCCUCCAGUAAGUUGUCAUUCCAUCGUUUUCGUGGUCUUCCUAUUAGGGAACCGUCUCUCGCCGUCCUUACUGCUCUAUUUAUUGUCAUUCAGCUUAUGUGGUCGUUCCAUUCUAUUCUUCUGUUCUUUACCCAGUUAUUAAUGUUGUCCACCUUACAUCUCCGUCGUAUAUCUACACUUCUAGCUCUAUCCCACAGUGUCUUACCACCGAUUUUUCGAAGAGUAUUCAUCUCUGCUGUUUCUAGCAUUCUUUUUGUCCUUUUUGUAUCAGGUCAUGUUUCUGCCGCGUAUGCCAUUAUUGGUCUGAUGACUGUUUUGGUAAAUUCUGCCUUUCACUUCUUUCCCGAUAUGUUUAUUUCUCCAUAUUGUUUCAUUCGAGCAACCUGCGCGGCUCUGUUUGCUUUAUUCACUUGAUCUUCCACUGCUGUUUCGAGAUUUCCGUAGCUAUAUAGUGUGAUGGCUAUGAACCCCAUGACUUGUUUUAUUAUCUGACCCUCCAGCUCCGGUUUACAUCUUAGUAAAUUUUGCUGUAAUAACCAUGCAUUUUGUGUUUUUUUGGGGAAAUUAACAUGUUAAAUUUUCUGGCGGUUAUAUUAAAUUGAUGCAGCAUACGUUGUAAAUCAUCUUCAUUUUAGAGAUUAGUAUUGCAUCGUCUGCAUAGAUGAUUAUUUUAAGUUGUUUUCCUCUCAUUUGGUAUCCUUUUUUACUUCUUACUUUUUUUAUUAUUUAAUCCAUGAUCAGGUUGAACAAUAGAGGACUCGGAGAGUCACCCUGUCGUACUCCAUUGCCAGCUUCAAUUGAGUCAGUUAGUUCUUCUUCUACUUUUACUUGUAUUGUGUUGUUCUGGUAGAUAUUUUCGAUCGUUUUAAUUAUUCCUAAACUCUUGCGUAGAAUAAAUUGAUAACGUCCUUUAAUUUGACCCUGUCAAAUGCCUUCUUAAGGUACACGAAAUAAAAAUAUGCCGAUUUGUUGUAUCUUAAUGAUUUUUCUUGAAUUUCAUUAUAAAUUUAGCUUCGGUGUAUGAUCUUACCGACCUAAAACUUUGUUGUUCUUCUGCUAAUAUUAUAAUUUCAGGCUGAACAAGGUUGUAGGUCGGGAAGAUCAUGUACCGACGCUAUAUUUAUAAUAAUCGUGUAAAUGUAUAUAUGUAUGAAAUAUUUAAGUAUGAACUCCUUUAUAAUUCUGUAUUUUACAUUUAUUUCAACUUUGUAUUAAUUAUAUAAUAGAUUAAACUGAAA